AUGCGGGGUGUUGCUCUAGACUACGAUAUACAUUCGGACUGUGUUUCUUUCGCCACCAAGAAAGAAGGGGGUGUGAGACCGCUACGGUUGAACCAUUUGCCGUCUAAGAAGAAACGUGAGGACGGUGACCCUGUGCAGAUAAGCGGAUGGAAAGGUUCAAGAAUAGGACAAAUGGCGUCGAUCCCUGGUUGUAAGAGCAUCCAUGAAUAUCCGCGUUUGGCUGGCUUGAGGUUCAGCUUGGCAAAUCUCUUGACUCGUCACCAAAAAAGAUAUUGGAAGUUGGAUUUCAUGGGAGGAGUGGGAAUCAUGGGAGUCGUGGAGUCUCAGAUUGGUGAUUAG
Sclerotinia sclerotiorum 1980 UF-70 is the source of this 339-nucleotide messenger RNA. RefSeq lists its product with no specific name. The transcript is spliced from 5 exons. The coding region runs from base 1 to 339 and encodes 112 amino acids. The record is from RefSeq and is a predicted model, not a curated record. Lineage: Eukaryota; Fungi; Ascomycota; Leotiomycetes; Helotiales; Sclerotiniaceae.